CAUAACAUCAACAACAACACGAACACGAACACAAACCACGAACAUAAACACAACACAAAUAGAGUAGCCGCUGCGCUUACAACAACUUCCCCACUUUGAGCUUCGGAUUCAUUCAUUUCAAAAUUCAAACGAUGACAAAGAAAAGAGAGAACAAGGGAGAACCACUUCACCGUCAAAAUCUCAAAGUUGAUGAAGUCACCAGGAUUCGCAUUUCCCAGAUUUUAGAACAGUUUCGAGCUUCCAAAGAUGAAGUGUACAAGUUUGAUGCUAGUUUGUCCAACCAAGAGCGUGCUUUGGUCCAUCAAUUAUCCCUCAAAAUGGGGUUUAGAUCUAAAAGUUCUGGGCUUGGGAAGGAUAGGAGAGUGUCUGUUCAAAAAAUCAAAAAGAAGGUUGACACCAAUAAUGGGUUUGAGAGGCUUCCUCAAUUCACAUUUUCUGAGGAGUCAAAGUGGGUACUAGGCGAUUUAUUUUCUCAUUAUCCACCUGGUGAUGGAAACUUGUGGGAGAUAAUUGGAGAAAAUAGUGACACUAUUGAGAAAACAAAACAAAAGAAGGAUGAUAUGUUUGGCAGGCCCUCUAUGACUAAAGCUGAAAUUGCUAGGAAAUUGGAAGCCCUUGCCUCUAGAAUGAACAGUGUCUCUAACUUGAGACAGAUCAUUGAAGACAGAUCUAAGCUUCCAAUUGCAUCUUUCAAGGAUGUUAUUACAUCAACCGUUGAAUCUCACCAGGUAGUUCUCAUAUCUGGUGAGACUGGUUGUGGAAAGACUACGCAGGUUCCUCAAUUUAUUUUGGAUCAUGUGUGGGGUAAGGGAGAGGUUUGUAAAAUAGUAUGUACUCAGCCUCGGCGUAUCUCUGCAACUUCAGUUUCCGAGAGAAUUGCCACUGAGAGAGGAGAGACAAUUGGAGAAAAUGUUGGAUUUAAGAUACGGUUAGAAAGCAGAGGUGGAAGGCAAUCAUCAAUCGUGCUAUGCACCACUGGAGUUCUAUUAAGGGUCUUGGUUUCUAAAGGUUCUCAUUGGUCAAAGAAAGGGCCUGGGAAGGAUGACGGUUCUGGCAUCACUCACAUAAUUAUGGAUGAAAUUCAUGAAAGGGAUCGAUACUCAGACUUCAUGUUGGCAAUCAUCAGAGACAUGCUCCCUUCAUAUCCUCACCUACGUCUGAUAUUAAUGAGUGCUACCAUUGAUGCUGAGCGAUUUUCUCAAUAUUUUGGGAGCUGUCCAAUCAUCCAUGUUCCAGGGUUCACUUAUCCGGUCAAAACUUUCUAUUUGGAGGAUGUACUUUCUAUUAUAAAAUCCAGUAAUGAUAACCAUCUUGAUAGUACCACAUGUAGUAUUCCAAUAAUAAAUCGUGAGCUAAGUGAAGAAGACAAGCUUUCUGUUGAUGAAGCUAUUAAUUUGGCUUGGUCUAAUGAUGAUUGGGACCUGCUCUUAGAGUUAGUUUCUUCUGAAGGAAGCCCAGAACUUUUUAAUUACCAACAUUCUUUAACUGGCCUUACUCCGUUAAUGGUGUUUGCCGGAAAAGGCAGAGUGGGUGAUAUGUGCAUGCUCUUAUCUUUUGGGGCAAAUUGCAAUUUAAGGUCCAAAGAUGGAAUGACUGCACUGGAGAUUGCUGAAAGGGAAAACCAGCUGGAAGUUGCUGAAAUAAUUAAGAAGCACAUGGAUGGUGAUUUUUCCAACUCCAUGGAAGAGAAAAAGUUACUUGAUAAAUACCUUGCAACAGUUAACCCGGAACUUGUUGAUGAUGUUCUGAUAGAGCAGCUGAUAAGGAAAAUAUGCAUUGAUUCAACAGAUGGGGGGAUCCUUAUUUUUCUUCCAGGAUGGGAUGAUAUAAACAGAACACGUGAGAGAUUGCUUGCAUCACAUUUUUUCAAGAAUUCCUCGAAGUUUAUGCUUAUAUCUCUGCAUUCGAUGGUUCCAUCUGUGGAGCAAAAGAAGGUUUUUAAGCGUCCACCUCAUGGUUGCCGCAAAAUUGUACUAUCAACCAAUAUUGCUGAAACGGCUAUCACCAUUGAUGAUAUAGUGUAUGUCAUAGACACUGGACGGAUGAAGGAAAAAAGUUAUGAUCCUUAUAACAAUGUGUCUACUCUUCAGUCAUCUUGGAUCUCAAAAGCAAGUGCUAAGCAGCGAGAGGGACGUGCUGGCCGCUGUCAACCUGGUAUAUGCUAUCAUAUAUAUUCAAAGCUUCGAGCAACUUCCUUGCCUGAUUUUCAGAUUCCAGAAAUUAGGAGAAUACCUAUUGAGGAGCUUUGUCUGCAGGUGAAGUUACUUGAUCCAAGUUGCAAAAUAGAAGAAUUUCUAGGCAAGACAUUAGAUCCUCCAGUUUUUGAGUCCAUACGAAAUGCUAUUGUAGUUCUUCAAGAUAUUGGGGCAUUGUCAACUGAUGAAAAACUCACCCAGCUAGGGGAGAAGUUUGGUUCUCUUCCUGUUCACCCAUUAAUCUGCAGAAUGCUUUUUUUUGCUAUCUUAAUGAAAUGUCUUGAUCCAGCUUUAACUCUUGCAUGUGCAUCUGAUUGUCGAGAUCCAUUUACACUUCCAAUGUUACCUGAAGAAAAGAAGAGAGCUGCAACUGCCAAAUCUGAGCUUGCUGGUUUAUAUCGGGGUUGUGGUGAUCAGUUUGCCAUAAUAGCUGUAUUUGAAUGCUGGAAUAAUGCAAAGAAAAUGGGUCUAGAAGCUCGUUUUUGUUCUCAGUAUUUUGUGUCUUCAAGUGUCAUGCACAUGUUAUCUGGCAUGCGUAGGCAACUCCAAACAGAGCUAGUUCGAAAUGGGUUUAUUCAUGAAGAUGUUUCAAGUUACAGUGUGAAUGCAUAUGACCCUGGUGUGCUCCAUGCAGUUUUGGUAGCGGGUUUGUAUCCAAUGGUUGGGAGAUUCUUACCAAAUAAAAGUGGAAAAAGGCUUAUAAUUGAAACAUCAGGCGGUGAUAAAGUUCGCUUGCACAAUCAUUCCACAAAUUUUAAGUUGUCAUUCAAGAAAAAUUUAGAUCAAACUUUAAUUGUGUAUGAUGAGAUUACUCGUGGUGACGGGGGUAUGAACAUAAGGAAUUGCACUGUUGUUGGACCACUUCCCCUCUUGCUACUUUCAACAGAGAUUGCUGUUGCUCCAGCAAAAGAUAAUGAUGAUGGGGAUGAUGAUGAUGAGGGAGGGAGUGAAGAUGAAGUUGGAAGUGAAGAUGGGAUGGAGUUUGAUACCAAGUCCAGUGGAUGCUGUGAGGAUAAGUUGAUGUCUUCUCCUGAUAAUAUGGUUAGGAUAAUCAUGGACCGUUGGCUUUAUUUUCGUUCAACAGCAAUUGAUGUUGCUCAGCUAUAUUGCUUGAGAGAGAGAUUAUCAGCAGCAAUUUUAUACAAAGUGACACAUCCAAGGAACACUCUUCCUCCCAUACUAGGGGACUCCAUGCAUGCUAUUGCUCGAAUUCUGUCUUGUGAUGGAUGCACUGGCUUGCCACUGACCUUAGAUAAUGUGGACACAUUGACCACUAUGGUAAAUGCAACAAAUCUAGGCAAACCAGAAGCAGAGAUGAAACGUUUGGGUAAAAGACCAAAAGGGUCCUUUCCAGAGUAUGAUAGGAACCAGACCUGUGGACCUUCUUCUAAAGCAUAGGAAAUUCAAGUGGGAUCAACCCCAAACCUGACACCCCUUUCUCUUGAUAAUGGUUCAAACGGAAGUUGAUUGUAUGUUCAGUAUUGACAGAACUUUGGCUAGAAAGUCUGACGAAAGGUUGCAUUCAGCUUAUAUAGAAUACAAAUCCCAACAGUGAAGAUUAAAUGAGUUCAGCUUACAUAGAAUACAGAUCCUGGCAGAAAAAUCUCAGUCAAAAGAAUUGCCUUGUCAUUCAUUGUGCAAACAACUGAAUGUGGGGAAGCGUCAGUAUGUAAUGGUGUGUUUGAAAACCCUUGAUAAUCACGCUAAAUUACAUUUUAAUGUGAAAGCUAUAACCUGUAGAGUUGGAAUGGAUAUAUGUUUUAGUAGAUUUAAUGCCAAUCCAAACACGCCAGCAGAAUCUUGGUUGGCAGAUUUGUACCACAACCUUCAGGUAUAUGUGCACUGAGAUAGUCGGCCACACAAUUAAAAGAUCAUUUUUGUUUCAACCCGUCUGUAUAACAUCUUAGUCAAAUGUUUGUAAAUUCUAGCCACCCUCAACACUUGCUAACUUCUAGUGUGAAUGUUAAAUGUUUGUAAACUUUUAACAUGAAAAGUAGUAAGAUGUAGAAUGAUUAAUGAAACCAUAUAUUAUGAAGUCGUCAAAAGAGGAACUAGAUUUAUGCACCGAAUGCUUUGAGCUAAUCAUAAUAUUGGUUUAUUU
Abrus precatorius (Indian licorice) is the source of this 4296-nucleotide messenger RNA. RefSeq names its product DExH-box ATP-dependent RNA helicase DExH6. NCBI's taxonomy places the organism in Eukaryota, Viridiplantae, Streptophyta, Magnoliopsida, Fabales, Fabaceae. The transcript has 14 exons. The record is from RefSeq and is a predicted model, not a curated record. Gene Ontology annotation, cellular component: intracellular anatomical structure. Bases 132 to 3593 code for a protein of 1153 amino acids. Gene Ontology annotation, molecular function: RNA binding; protein binding; ATP binding.